ACGUAAUUGGCACGCUCGAAUCGCCGAGAUUCACGUACGUACGACGUGUUUUCAAUGACUGUGACAAAGAGCGGUUCGCUAGUGGCAAGUCGAAAUGGAAGGGGCGAUGGAUUUGUUGGCUGGCCGGUCAGUGUACUCUUAGCGAUGGCUGCAUCAAGUACCAACGGCGUCAUCGAUCUAUUGGAGAAGCUUCUGAAGGUCCUCAAAGAGGAACAUGUAUUCGAUCGAUCUGACGAUCAACCUGUCGUACGAUUCCGUUAUCCCGCAUAUUUACAGAAAAAGCUGAAACUCUCUUUGGACGACAAUCCAGCGAGUAGCAUGGAAAUAGAAACGGUGUUACGGCAGACUAUACGAUACUCCGUGAAAACGUCCAGUCCGCAUUUUCAUAAUCAACUCUACGCUGGAGUUGACGAGUAUGGAUUAAUUGGUGCCUGGUUGACGGAAGCACUGAACACCAGCCAGUAUACCUACGAGGUCGCGCCCGUAUUUACUCUGAUGGAGCGAGAAGUGAUACAAAAGUCACUGGAGUUGGUUGGCUAUCCGUCGAUACCAGAUGCUGACGGUAUGAUGUGCCCAGGUGGUAGCAUAUCGAAUAUGUACGGGAUGUUGUUGGCCAGGCACAAGAAGUUACCGUACGUCAAGAAAUCGGGACUCUGCUCCUUGAAAACACCCCUAGCGUGUUUCACUAGCGAAGAUAGCCAUUAUUCAAUCCUGAAAGCUGCCAAUUGGUUGGGCCUUGGCACCGACCAAGUUUAUAAGGUCAAAACGGACGAGUUUGGUCGCAUGAAAGUAAGUGACUUGAAGAGACUUCUGAUACAGGCAAAGAGCGAUGGAAAACUACCGUUCUUUGUGAACGCCACCGCCGGAACCACGGUGCUCGGUGCUAUCGAUCCAUUACCGGAAAUCGCUGCGAUAUGUCGGAAUGAAUCACUCUGGCUGCACGUAGACGCUUGUCUCGGUGGAACCCUGCUGUUCUCGGAAAAGUACCGCUUCAGGCUGAGAGGCAUCGAAUUAUCGGACUCAGUUUCCUGGAAUCCACAUAAGAUGCUCGGUGCGCCGUUGCAGUGCUCCUUAUUUUUGGUCAAGGGUAAAAACGUACUGCAUGAGGCGAAUUCCGCCCAGGCCAGGUACCUUUUCCAGCAAGACAAAUUUUACGAUGUCAGCUGGGACACGGGCGACAAGAGUGUGCAAUGCGGCAGAAAGGUCGACGCAGUGAAAUUUUGGUUAAUGUGGAAAGCCCGUGGCAAAAUCGGACUUGCGCGAUCGGUGGAACAAGCGAUAUCCUGCGCGGAAUACUUUCUGAAGCGAAUCAAGGAGACCACCGGAUUCCGGUUGGUGCAAUCUCACUAUCAGUGUUGCAACGUCUGCUUUUGGUACGUACCACCGACUAUGCGCAAUCAGAAAGAAACUCCAGCUUGGUGGAAGAAGUUGUCCGAGGUUACAACGGAGAUAAAAAAGCGCAUGACUCUGGACGGAACUCUCAUGAUUGGUUACACGCCGUUACCGCAGAAGGGGCUUGGCAAUUUCUUUCGUAUGAUCGUGAAUUGCCAACCGCCACCUACGAAAUUGUCCAUGGAUUUCGCCAUCAAUCAGAUAGAAAAAUUCGCGGCCGAUUUGUAGGAAAGAAUUCUUAAUCCUCUCCGUUCGCGAGCAAAAUGUAUGAAGGUUCUUUCGUGAAGAUUGUAUUUAAAGUACUUACGAACCGUAAAAAAAAAGAAUCUUGUCUUUAUUACAAACAAGUGCGCGGGAUAAAUGCAUCGGAUACAGUAUUCAUUACUCGCGCAUACAUGUGACCUUGAAUAAUAAUAAUUUAUCUGAUGCUCAGUAAUGUCAAACAUUGUUAAGGCGAUGCUGAACUGACGGUGGAACUCACUUAACGUCGAUACUGCAGAUUGCUGUAGAUUUUUUUUCGGCGAACUGUGGGUCGCGCGUGAGGCGAAGAUUAAGGGGAAUAGACUAGCGCACUUUGUCAAACGCACUCAUCUGUCCUUGUUUUUUUUAUUUUAGCGCCUCUAAUGCAAGAUCUCUGAACUACAAUGAACCCAAUUUCUGCUCUUUGCACCAAUACACGUGCAAAUUACAUAAACAAUUUUCAGACAUCCAUUUCUCUCAUACUAGAGCUUCUAGGACCAUUCUGCAAGCGUCGUAUUGUUCUUUUAUUUAAUUCAUACGCAGUAAACUGCUUAUUUCAUACAUACAAAGUCUAAAACUUUUAUAUAGGGCACAUGUUGUCACGAGUCGGCUGCAGAAGCCGAUAAUUAAACUAUAAUUUUUUAAUUUACUUUUGUUUUUCGUACUAAAUUAUAGUUUCCCGUGUAUGUUUUUGUUACUACUUUAAUUGCGGAAAAGGAUUUUGCGAUCUGUAAAGCCAGUUACGAGAAAUGCCUGUCCAAAAAUAUGCACGUAUAGAAACUGGUCCAGCAUCGCCUUAAGUCAUCAAAUUUCGUGACCUUACCUCACAUGUCAUUAUCUCACAUUCUCUUCCCGUGACAGAUUACAUAAACUUGCGGGAAGCAAUUAACGCGAUUAAACUUUUAAGUUCUAGAAGGCAGCGGUUCUUCCAAGUUUCAAACGAGAGAUUUGCUUCUCUCCUUGGGCCGGACAAGGAGGAAAGGUGAAUUAUUUCAGCGGUCGCAUGCAUAAACGUAAAUCGCGGGCGCGACUCAAUGUGAGCCAAUAUAUAUGCAAUCGUCGCGCGAGGUGGUGUUCAUUUCUUACAUAAUAUAUGCAUUCGCUUCAUUCGUAAAAUUACACUUAAGAAGAUGCAUUUUAUGUACAACUCCAUAACAUGGCACUACGUUACUCGAUAUAAAAUUCAAUAUUCUUUUCGAAUAAAAACAAAAAAAGACUCUUCCAAAUAUAUCCUCAGGCAAACCUACAUAAUACAUUUUGUAUUUGUACAACAACUGUAAAUAUAUAUCUAAAUCAAUCCAUCAAUCCUUGGCAGACCAAGCGCAAGCUCAAUAAAUGCGGCUUCUCUGCCUUUUGUUACUUUGUAUGAAUAUAAUCUUACAAAUACAUGAAAUAUAUAAAAAUUCA
Molecule: messenger RNA, 3039 nt
Organism: Solenopsis invicta (red fire ant)
Lineage: Eukaryota; Metazoa; Arthropoda; Insecta; Hymenoptera; Formicidae
Product: cysteine sulfinic acid decarboxylase
Exons: 8
Coding region: 55-1620 (521 amino acids)
Biological process (GO): carboxylic acid metabolic process
Cellular component (GO): cytoplasm
Molecular function (GO): carboxy-lyase activity; pyridoxal phosphate binding
Source: RefSeq, a predicted model, not a curated record